GCGUGCUCCUGUUGACAGACAUUACGGUAGACUUUACGGCUGUUCCUGCUCUCCAUAAAUUGUUGCACAACGACUUCCUUCAUCCACAGCCACUCUACGUUACGCAGCUGACACAUUAAGGGGGAAAACAUCAGGAAAAACAUGUCUGCACUCAACAGAAAGAUCAUCAACACCACAUCAGCCCCAGCUGCCAUCGGUCCAUACAGCCAGUCCGUGGUUGUGGACAGAACGAUGUACAUCUCGGGUCAGCUGGGAAUGGACGUGGCCUCUGGUCAGCUGGUAGACGGAGGGGUGCAGGCCCAGGCCAAACAGGCUCUCGUCAAUAUGGGGGAGAUCCUUAAAGCUGCUGGCUGCAACUACACCAACGUGGUGAAGACGACUGUGCUGCUCGCUGAUAUCAACGACUUUAACAGCGUCAAUGAGGUCUACAAGACAUUUUUCUCCAGUAACUUCCCUGCCAGAGCUGCCUACCAAGUCGCUGCUCUCCCCAGAGGCGGGCUGGUGGAGAUUGAGGCAAUUGCUGUUGUCGGUCCUCUCGUUGACUCCUGACUGGACGGCCACAUCACAAACAAGCUGUAGUCUAACCUUCAAGUGACCUUUUAUAGUUUUACAGUUUGAAGCCUUAAUGUAUUUCCAGAUGACACGUUAAAGACCAAACUAGGAAUUUGUUGGCUUUCUUUUUUCCAUAAUUUUCAGGUUUUAGCAUAAAUGUGGUCACUGUAGCUGGUUGACUGAACAUCUGAACUACUUUCAGUAUUAUUAAACCCCUUUUAAAUUAAAAUCUUUAACAAUAUUGCAGAACUUAAUUCACCAGCAUAAAAACAAAAUGAUAAAGUGGGAUGGUAUCUGUACAACAUUCCCUGGUCACAGUGGCCAGAUUCAGGGUUAAAUCAGCUUCUUCUUGGUGCUCUUUCUGGUUCGGUAUCUUCUGUUUUGUUUCAGAGAAAUACUAUAACACAUUUUAAAAGUGCAGCUCUCACUAAUAAAAAUAUAUAUAGUGCAA
This is a messenger RNA of Sebastes umbrosus (honeycomb rockfish), 1003 nucleotides long. It is a transcript of the gene rida, whose product is annotated as reactive intermediate imine deaminase A homolog. The transcript has 6 exons. The coding region runs from base 142 to 549 and encodes 135 amino acids. Gene Ontology annotation, cellular component: cytosol. The record is from RefSeq and is a predicted model, not a curated record. Gene Ontology annotation, molecular function: deaminase activity. NCBI's taxonomy places the organism in Eukaryota, Metazoa, Chordata, Actinopteri, Perciformes, Sebastidae.